This is a messenger RNA of Chara braunii, 2510 nucleotides long. The record is from the annotation of a GenBank genome assembly. NCBI's taxonomy places the organism in Eukaryota, Viridiplantae, Streptophyta, Charophyceae, Charales, Characeae.
GCGUGACACCCAUUUUGCCUUUCGCUGGUGUGUUGGGGGCUUCUCCGUCGGGUGUGGCCGGGGUUUGUGACGCGGCCACGUAUGAGGGUCCGUUGCUGCCAUCCCCACUGCUGCCUGGAAGGUUAGACUAUGCGGCCACGAUUCCUUUAGCACCUGUAUGGUCACAUGCGGUGGCCCCGCCAUGUCCCGCUGGAGGCGGUUCUCUUUCAGGAGAUCGCAGUGACGCUUGGCGUUGUCCAACCGUUUCAUGUCCAGGAGUCGUGGGCGCAGCGGCAGGUGUGCGGUCCAGAUUUCACGUUGCGUUAUAUGCCAGGCGAUUCCGGUGUUGACUACGGUAAGGGGGGUUCGCAGGGUUCAGCGAGCGGAGGGUUGGGGGAGUCUCAUGACGGAUCACAGAACUCGUUCCCGUCAUCGCGUCGCGCAUCGCAGUGCAGUGACAGAGGGUGCGGCAGACCCCGCAGCGCGGGUCGCUACACAGCGACACCUGCCCGGUCGCAGACGUGGUGGGAUAGUUGGAAUGGUGUUGACCAGUGCGGUCCUGGGCCUGAAAUUGACCGUGCCAGUGUUGAGGAGGCAAUGGCGUUGUGGAGUGGACCGACGGCGCCGGAUGUUGUGUUUCUGGAGCCGGUCAAGCUUCUUCAAUUGCUGGCCAUGUUUCAUCUCUAUUGCCCGUGGCACAAGGGUUCGUGCCGUGUGUCUGUGGAGUCCGUCUCCUAUCCUUCGCAGCUCUGUAAGCUGACGUUCGUAUGCGACAAGAAAUGCAAAUGGAUGUGGCACACGACACUCGUGACCACGAACGUCUAUCAGUCGCGAUUGAUGCAGCAACUCUUUCAUGCGACGGUCACCGCCUGCCUUACGUUCACGCUCCUCGACAACUUUUGUGUUUGUUUAGGGAUGUGUUCGGUGCACAAACCCACAUUCUACAAGUUUAUGCGCACAGAACCGGGGGGGCCGGAGGGGUGGAAUGCCAAGGUCGUACGGCAGGGCAUAAAAUAUUGCGAGCUUGCCAUUGACACUGUGAUCCGCCGUGGUGAGCUAGUGACAUUGAUGGUUGAUGGUCGGUAUGACUCUGUCAAAGGCGCGCAGCAUUGCACUGUCACCUCGAUGGAGUACGAGACUCGGCUUGUUGUAGGUAUUCACACUCUCCGUCCGAAGAUUGAAGCUAAGGCAUCGAAUGCGCUUGAGGUGUCAGCCGUCGUGCAAGUUUUGCGAGGGCUGAUGGACAAGGGGUUGAAGAUCCGGUGCGUUGUCUCGGAUGACUGUGCCGCGCUGGGACCGAAGUUGCGAGCUAUGAACAUCGAGUGGCAGAAGGAUUGUCACCACAAAAUAAAAAACAUUCGCAAGCACUUCCACAGUAUGCUGCAACUGAAGGAAGCGAAGAAAGUGAGCAGCCCGCACGACUGUGUGUCAGAGGCGCAGUUUAUGCAGUUCACAAAGAAGCGGCUAAAGGAGGCGUUGGAGCAGCAUUUCGGACCUGACGUCCUCACACCUGCUGAGGAGCGGAUGAAGAAAUCGGAUUUCGUCGCUGUCGUCAUACGAAAGAUGUACCCCUACGGAUCGAGGUUGAAUGCUCGAGCGUUGGAGACUGAUCCAGGCGGCUUGACAGAGUAUCAUGCGCAUGAGGUAGGGAUGUGGUUCCUCCGCGCUUGCCAGCUGUGCAGGGAGGAGGGCGGAGACGCCGACAGUCUAUACCGCGACAUCUUGUUGGUCGCCGAUCAUUGGGCUGGUGAUCAUUCGGGAUGUGUCGACGUGAUUCGGUGGAACAGUCACUGCUGGCGCGACCCGGUCGGGUAUGUUGCUCGCAUUGCUGCGGGCACUUCCAUACGUGCGAGACCAGACUUCCGUCGACACUACGGUCACAAGGCGAUCGACUGUUGGGAGGACAGAUUAGCGGCGUCAGUGUUCGGUUCGACUCAUGUUUCAGACUGGGCUCGAGAGCUUCAGCGGCAGGAGGUUUGUCCUUAUGGAGUCGGGUCAUUGCCGCGUGAUUUGUUCGUCAACGGUGGGGGCAACCUAGUGGAAGUCGUUGAUGAUGCUGCCUCAGGUUCCGACCAUGAGGCGGUGGAGGAGAACCGUGUUUUCAUCAUCGGUCACGUGGAGGACGAUAAGGUGUCUGCAUGCAAUGAUUGGGUCCAGACAUCGAGCUCUGAAUCUGAGGGUGACGAUAUAGAGUUAUUCAGCGUUUGACUGGUUGAAUGGCUUUAUCGUUGACCUAACAUCGGUCUGGUGAUCCGAAUUUCAUUCAGCAUGGCGUUCUUCACACACAUCUCAUGGUGUCUUGUUUGUUACGCUACAUUAUGUCAUAUAUAUAUAUAUAUAUAUAUAUAUAUAUAUAUAUAUAUAUAUAUAUAUAUAUAUAUACUUUGUCCGUCUCUUUACCUUUAUAUAUAUCUAUUUUUGCUCAGUCUGACUUCCAAGACUGAUGGCGAGGCUGUAUACUACCCCGUAGGGUUACAUUUUUAAUUUUGUUCGACUGAGGGCUAACCGUGAAACAAAACUGUGAGGAAAAU